Molecule: messenger RNA, 657 nt
Organism: Rhododendron vialii
Lineage: Eukaryota; Viridiplantae; Streptophyta; Magnoliopsida; Ericales; Ericaceae
Exons: 2
Coding region: 242-550 (102 amino acids)
Source: RefSeq, a predicted model, not a curated record
UCCUUGAACUUUCAUUUAGCAACUGUCAUUCAAUGUCAUAAACCCCAUAAAUAAACAUAUUCAUGUAAUCUUCGAGAAAUAGUCUUAUAUAUUCAUGUAAUGUUCCAGAAAUUGUCAAUAGAAAUUAAUGCUCCUUUGCUUGGAUAAGGACAUAGAGCCUAUAAAUAAGUAUAUCAUUCUAUGCAUAAAAAUUAUAUCAAACACUAGUAAUCUCGAGAGAUAAAGAGAGUGAGAUAGAGUUAUGUCUAGAAAUCGUAAAACAUCUGUUGUGGAAAUAUGGAUGGGAUUGAUAGUACUAUGUCUAGUUGUUGGGGAGGUAAGUGCAAAAUCAUGCGAAUUGAAAUGUGCCAUAAAAUGCGGUUUUAUUUUCUUCAAAUGCUUCGAGGAUUGUGUGAACCACAACUGUGCCAGUAGCGGCAGUGUUGUCUCUAUAGCUGCCGGUAGAUGUGCUUUCACCUGUGCAAAACAAAAAUGCGCCAAAUUUGAACCUGAUUUAAAGAAAACUGAAGUCUGUGCCCAAAAUUGCGCUGAUGACUGCCACUUCAAGUAGUACUAGUAGCUGAGAAAAUAUGAGCUAUAUUGAGUGGCAGUGAUAAACCUCAAUAUCCUCAAUAUAUAAAUUAACGCUUCAUCAAUGAAAAUAAUGAGAAUUUAAUA